Molecule: messenger RNA, 777 nt
Organism: Glossina fuscipes
Lineage: Eukaryota; Metazoa; Arthropoda; Insecta; Diptera; Glossinidae
Gene: CNPYb
Product: protein canopy homolog 4
Exons: 2
Coding region: 71-739 (222 amino acids)
Cellular component (GO): endomembrane system
Molecular function (GO): signaling receptor binding
Source: RefSeq, a predicted model, not a curated record
CAGUGUAAAGAACUCCACAAAAAAAAGCUGUAAAAAUUGAUUACUCUUCUGUUAAACUUUCUUCUAGAUAAUGUUUUUAAAUCUAUUUUUAAUACUAUCAACCUUAAUCUUCAUAAAUGGUAACAGCCCUGAGGAAGAACAAGGAGUACGAUACGCAAACCGUUGUGAGACUUGUAAAAUAUUGGCAAACGAAUUACAAGAUCGACUUCAAGAAACAGGAAGAUCCCAUGACGUUCUUGAAUUGGGUUACUCUUUAGAUGACGUAAAACCCAAACGACGCACAGAAUACAAGCGUAGCGAAUUACGUCUCCUUGAGUCUAUGGAAGAUGUGUGUCAACGUAUGUUAAAUUAUAAUUUACAUAAAGAACGUUCGGAUAGUACACGUUUUGCUAAAGGCAUGUCACAGACUUUUAAAACUCUUCACGGUUUAGUAGAAAAAGGCGUGAAAGUUGAGCUGGGCAUACCGUACGAAUUAUGGGACAAGCCGCCAGUGGAAGUAACCCAAAUGAAGACACAAUGUGAAAACAUGCUCGAGCAAUAUGAAGAUGCAAUAUCAGACUGGUAUUUUAAUAAGCAGGAUGUUAAGGAUCUGAUUACACAUUUGUGUGCGGAGCAAGUGCUAAGCGCUGAAGAAAGUAACUGUCUUAAAGAGGCAGACGAUAAUAACGCUAAGGAGUUUAAUAAAAAAAAAGCUAAACAUAAAGCAAAUAAUGUCAAAGGCGACAAUGAAGAAUUGUAAAGUGUUUGUAACGCCAAAUUGAGAUUAAAUAGCUAUAA